Molecule: messenger RNA, 416 nt
Organism: Phycomyces blakesleeanus NRRL 1555(-)
Lineage: Eukaryota; Fungi; Mucoromycota; Mucoromycetes; Mucorales; Phycomycetaceae
Exons: 1
Coding region: 43-288 (81 amino acids)
Source: RefSeq, a predicted model, not a curated record
CACUUUCUUUUUUAUAUAUCAUUAUAUACAUAUCCACAAACAAUGUCUGACUCAAAACCAAUGUUCCUUUCCGUUGAUGAUGAACGAAAGCUUACCUACGACUUGAUGAGAAGCACCGACGAUGCCUCUGAACCAGCUGUUGCCAAAGAAGUCAGACAUCCUCACCUUCAAGAAAUCAAAGAGACUCUCUAUAGUCUUAAGGAAAGCGCAAAGAACACACUGGCUGGCCAUGGUGAUAGCACACAGGAGAAAGUUCCUCAAGAUGGCAAAACAAACCCAAUGGAGUAAAAAAAAAGACACAUCUUCCUAAUCCAAAUCUAUACUAUACAAUAUUUCUCAUUUCAUCCCAUAUCAUUGCCUGUACAUAAACUGACAAUCAACUCUAUAUUGUGUCAAAAAUAAAUGAACAACAAUCU